UUUCAUCAUGAAACCGGCCGGCAGGGACGCAGAAUGGGACGCCUUCCUCAUGCCCUUCAGCCCGCGUCUCUGGCUUGUUCUGCUAGCAACGAUCCUGUUCAUUGCCUUCUACCUGUCCACGUUCUACAGCAUCGGACGCUGGGUCGGUAAUGAAGAGUCAGGAGGUCCAGAACUGUACACGUUUUACGAUUCGAUACUGUACAUUUUCGGCGCCUUCUGUCAACAAGGUCAUGACCUCACCCCGCGCUCGACGUCCUGCAGGCUUGUCUACAUCACGGCGUACCUUACAGCCCUUGUACUGCUGGCUGCAUACUCUGCGGCCCUAAUAUCAUCCCUCACAGUCUACCGAUCAAAUCUGCCUUUCCAAGACUUGGAAGGGAUCCUCAGAGAUAAGACUUACAAACUCGGUGUCGUAAACAUGUCUGAAAUAUAUUACACUGUCUCGGACCCAACGGAUAAAGACAUUUUCCAUGAGGUGUAUUCGAAACUGAUGUUACCCGACCAGGAUAACUUCCCACGGACUGUGCUCCAAGGGUUAAAGCGAAUCUGUAACAUCAGAUACGCCUUCAUGUCCAUACCAGAGAGCGUCAUGCCACUGCUGAAUCAAAUGAACUGCACCAUCGUACCGCUGGCUUACAACACAUACCCCAUCAGCCUUGCUAUGGCGUUUUCACCGAGGAGUCCCUACACAGACUUCUGGAGCUACAGACUGCGGAUGCUGCGUGAUGGGGGAGUGAUUUACAGGCUACGCACCGACAGCUGGCCAUACCUGGGACAAGACAUGACGAAGAGUACCACCGUCGGGGUGGACCUGAAGGCAGUCGCUCCACUUCUGGCCCUGCUGUCGGCGAGCACUGUCAUGUCCGUCGUGAUUCUUUUCCUCGAGCGAGGGAGGUUCUCCGUCUCGGACAGACGUUCUCGGGGCAGAACUCGACGGGAAAGGAACGCUUCCCGACAGCAGAUGGUCAUCAUGCACGCGGCACCGGAAAAACCUUCGAUCGUGCCUCUUCGUCCCGGAGGUCGGAAAGACUGA
Zootermopsis nevadensis is the source of this 1033-nucleotide messenger RNA. RefSeq names its product putative glutamate receptor. Gene Ontology annotation, molecular function: ligand-gated monoatomic ion channel activity. Gene Ontology annotation, cellular component: membrane. The record is from RefSeq and is a predicted model, not a curated record. NCBI's taxonomy places the organism in Eukaryota, Metazoa, Arthropoda, Insecta, Blattodea, Termopsidae.